UUAAGAUUUAUGGUUCAGUGAGUUGUCACUGACUGGCACAGCGGAACAACCAUAACCCGGUCGUAUAAUAAGCCUACGUUUUUCCGGUAUGGAAGCAAUUCCUAGCGCAGUUUGCCCUGUUUGCACCCGUCAAUAUCCGACCCCGUCGACGAUGGGUCUGAUAUCACCGUUGAACACCUGCAAAUUGGCGGCGAGGACGCUGAGGUGCUAAAGAUGCGACCACUGUCUCGCUCCGCGCUGCGGUUAUACGUCUGCCCGUCAUGUAGACACCACCUACAACCUGGGAGGCGGGCAUUUGCUUCCUCUUCGAGACCUCGUCAACCCCCAGACAUCUAUGAUAUUGUCUGCGUCGGCGGAGGACCCGCAGGCCUGGGUCUCGUGGCUGCUUUGCGGUCCUCUCCAGUAACCUCGAAACUUAGAAUUGCCUUGAUUGAAAGCCAGGAUCUCUCGAAAACCAGAGCUUGGAAUUUAGAUGCAACGCAAUUCUCCAAUCGCGUAAGCAGCCUCACGCCCUCCUCUGUGUCAUUCCUCAAAGACAUUGGAGUAUGGGCCCAUGUGGAUAUUUCCCGAGUGCAGCCAUACCACGAGAUGCACGUUUGGGAUGGAGAGACGGGCGCAAGCAUCUCAUUUGACUGGUCCCUCGAAUCGCGGUCAACACACGCGCAAACUAUCGCGACGAUGACGGAGAACCUGAACCUGACCCGCGGUAUGAUCGCAAGUAUAGAGUCGUCGGGGAAUGACGUGUCCAUCUUCUCCAAUACCUCAGUGUCUGAAAUCAACAAUGGGGAGGAUUACACUGAUGGCCCAGACCUUUCCUCCUGGCCUGUUUUGACCCUUAAACAUACCUCACCGACAUCAAACCUGCCCCCGCCACCCACCAUUGCCACUCGUCUGCUUGUAGGGGCAGACGGCAUAAACAGCCCCGUCCGAUCAUACGCGGCCAUAUCGACAGAUGGCUGGGACUACGACCGCCACGGCGUGGUGGCCACUUUGAACAUUUCCCCACAGGGGCAUACCACCGGCCCACCUAUUAGAGCUGCGUAUCAACGCUUUCUCCCUGGUCUGGGAGGCCCUGUCGCUUUCCUCCCACUCCCCAACAACCACGCUACCCUAGUCUGGUCCACUACCGUAAGGAAUGCAGCGUAUCUCAAAUCUCUCCCUGCAGAUGCGUUUAUAGCUAUGGUGAACGCUGCUUUCAGAUUGUCCAUGGUAGACUUAAAGUACAUGUUCACUCUCCCCUCCUCAUCAUCACCAGAGUCGCCCACGGACUCCACGGACCCCGCUUCAGCAGCCCCAUCAACUGAACACGCCGAUGAACUGGCCUGGCGACUUCAACACACCCCAACCCCAUCCUAUGUCCCACCAACCGUUACCUCCGUCCAACCUGGAACGGUAGCCUCUUUCCCCCUCCGUCACCGUCACGCGUCAACCUAUAUCUCUCCCCGCAUCGCCCUAGUCGGGGACGCCGCGCACGUAAUUCAUCCACUAGGCGGGCAGGGUCUAAAUCUCGGCAUAGGUGAUGUAGCCUCUCUCUUCCGCGCAAUUGAAUACUCGGUCCGUCACGGUAUGGACAUUGGCGACCUUCUUAGUUUGGAACGGUACGCUGCCGAGCGAUACCUUGUCAAUGCUAAGAUAGGUGGGGCGGGUGAUCUGCUACAUAAAGCGUAUAAUGUAGCUGGUAACGGGCCGGUUGCAUGGGGUAGGAGCUUCGGGCUGAACAUGGUUGACCGCUUGCCCUCACUAAAGGGCUUUAUUAUGAAGAUUGCUGCUGGAGCGUAGAUGCUCUUGCGGGUUAUUUCUCUGCUCUCUCGCUGGGUAAUGAGCCCUAAUGAUAUGUAUACCAUAUUGUAUUUUAUUUUUGGUUUUGAAACCUAAACGGCAAGAUGGUUUUCUCGGUCUGUUAGAACGAUUUAUCUCCUUUGUAUGGUAUGUGUAUUUAUUAUGCGGCACAUUACAAUCUCUUUGUGGAAAUCGAUCUGCGAUUCUAAAGUUCUGCUUAGAGGCGACAAAACUGCCUACGGCCAUAUCUAUACCUUGACGUAUCCGAAAUAGUAAAACACAGCGGGAACGAAAGGCAAAAAUGCAUUUAUCUCGCAAAAUAAUAACGGUGCAGGGGGUGGGGGUGACACCGUAGAGCGAUCUGCUUUCUCCCUGUCUUCCCUCCCAAAUUCCACAUCUACGGACAGGCAGAAGCACAAACCCCCUCUAUUGCCCCUUAACAUCUAAAUCUUCUAUCUUCUUCACAAUCCCCGCCUCAUCAGCAUCAAUUGCCGAGGCUGCAGCGGCGGCUGCAGCAGCAGUCUUCUUCCGCUCCAAUCGCUCCUUUACUUCCUCCGCUAACGUCGAUAGAUUAACCAAUACGCCAUCCUUUUCCGGGUGUCCCUUGUCCAGUCCCAUCUCCUUGACACGUACCUGGCCAGCGGCUAGCUCGUCCUCGCCAAGAAUGACAGCGAAGGGCACCGCGUUGGCUUCGGCAGCGUCGAAUUGUUGGAUGGGUUUUGGCUUGCGCUUGUAGGAGAAUUCGACCUGGAUUCGGGGGGUUAUGUGUUAGCGGGAGCGUAAUACAUGCACAUAUAUAUGCAAAUGCAAAAGUUUAACGAGCGCCGUUGUUUUCCCUUACCUUAAGGCCAGCAUCCCAUAGACUCCUGGCGACUUCCAUUCUCUCCUUGAGUAGGCCGGUGAAGCCCUUCCCGCCAAACGCCAUAACGUAAACGUCAACGUCGCAGAGCUUGUUGGGGCGGUUAUUCUCUCCCAUUCGCGCCUUGGUGAUUGAAAAAAUUCUGUCGACUCCAAACGAAAUGCCUACGCAGGGAAUCUGUGCCCUGCUUGAGAACAUACCAACAAGCUCGUCAUAUCGGCCACCAGCAGCAAUGCUCCCAACUCCUAUCGAGGGGUCAUUCGAUCGGUCAUCGUCAUCAUCAUUCUUGGCUUUGCCUUUACUCUUCUUCUGUAUAUUUUGAGCUUCCUCGCCUGCUGAGGGGGCGGCAGGGGGUGCUGAUCCUUCCGUGACGACUUCGUAGAUAACACCGGUAUAGUAAUCCAGGCCACGGGCUAGACUCAUGUCGAAAGAUAUUUUGUCCAGAAUAUCGAAUGCUUCGAGAUAGUCCAUCAGGAGGGCCAUUUCCUCCAACCCAGUCUUGGCAGAUAGGUUUGCGAGGAGCGCUUCGUCUGACAGUAGUGACUCUACCAACUCCCGCCCGCCUUUCUGGACCACAUAUGUUUCUAUCUUAUCCGCAACGGCGCUAUCGAGUCCCUUCUCCUCGACCAUUUCCCGCCGCACGUCCGCCCAUGGCAUCUUGUCAAGCUUAUCAACGGCGCUGGAGAUAGUCCGUAUCUUCUCCUUCGGCACACCGCAGACCUCGAAGAGCCCAUCCAGAAUCUUGCGAUGGUUAAUCUUGAUAGUGUACCUCCCCUUCCAUCCCAACUCCUCAAACACCUCAGUCGCAAUCCUCAGGAUCUCCGCGUCGGGCACCAUGGGAUCAUAAUUGGCACCUGCAAAGUCGAUAUCACACUGAUAAAACUCGCGCAUGCGGCCCUUGGACAUAGCCGGCUGGUCACGUCGGUAUACCUUGGCGAUAUGGUAGCGUUUUAUGUUGCGCACAUUGGGGUUCAUAGCGAGCCAUCUGGCGAAGGGGACUGUCAGAUCGUAGCGGAGUGAGCACAGCUCUCCACCCUGGUCUUGCAGGUCGUAUAUGAGUUUUGAGUCUUCGCCAUAUUUGCCCGCGAGGAUAUCGCGCAGCUCGAAGACGGGGGUAUCAAGGGAGGUUGCGCCGUGGCGCUUGAAAACUUCGGUGAUGGUGCUGAAGAUCCGAUCGCGGAGGAGGCCGUCGGAGCCAAACCAGUCCUUAGUGCCCUUGGGGGUUUUCAGGUUGAAAGAUACUUUUUCCUUGCCCAUUGCGUCUGUGGAAUUAUUGUUAUUACCGUGAUAGAGGCACUGUUGGUGAGUGUGGGGGGAUGGAGGGAUGGCGGGGUUGGCAGACAAGGCAAUGCGCGUUGGGCAACGAGAGAAGCGGGUCAGGCUGCGGAAGUGUUGUUGGGGGCUUGAGAAUGCAAGUCGACCAGUGUGCAGAAGACCCGAAGCUCGGGAGGCCCUCAUUCAAGAUGGUCCGGAAUUAAACAAGAAUUUCUGAAAAUC
Blastomyces gilchristii SLH14081 is the source of this 4135-nucleotide messenger RNA. RefSeq names its product ubiquinone biosynthesis monooxygenase Coq6. The coding region runs from base 214 to 1779 and encodes 521 amino acids. NCBI's taxonomy places the organism in Eukaryota, Fungi, Ascomycota, Eurotiomycetes, Onygenales, Ajellomycetaceae. The transcript is spliced from 2 exons. The record is from RefSeq and is a predicted model, not a curated record. Gene Ontology annotation, cellular component: mitochondrion. Gene Ontology annotation, molecular function: 2-octaprenyl-6-methoxyphenol hydroxylase activity; FAD binding; oxidoreductase activity, acting on paired donors, with incorporation or reduction of molecular oxygen, NAD(P)H as one donor, and incorporation of one atom of oxygen. Gene Ontology annotation, biological process: ubiquinone biosynthetic process.